Dinoponera quadriceps is the source of this 3401-nucleotide messenger RNA. It is a transcript of the gene CNBP, whose product is annotated as CCHC-type zinc finger protein CG3800. Gene Ontology annotation, biological process: positive regulation of cytoplasmic translation. The transcript has 3 exons. The record is from RefSeq and is a predicted model, not a curated record. NCBI's taxonomy places the organism in Eukaryota, Metazoa, Arthropoda, Insecta, Hymenoptera, Formicidae. Gene Ontology annotation, molecular function: single-stranded RNA binding; zinc ion binding; translation regulator activity. Gene Ontology annotation, cellular component: cytoplasm. The coding region runs from base 378 to 845 and encodes 155 amino acids.
GAGAGAGACAUCUAUCGCGACGGGUUCGCGCAAGCGUUGAUACGGCAGCUCCGUUUCGUCCGAGUCGUCGGGUCCCGUCGGGUGCUUUGGCCUCAGACUGCUCUCGCGAAAUCCGCCCGCGCGACCUUUUGUGUUUCCUACCUAUUAUGUAAUUUGUAUUUUCGCCGUUAUCGAUGGGCCGAUAGUGUGCGUGGCGUGCGUAGAAGUAGUAGAGUCGGCGGGCAGCCCCCUCCCCCCCCCGCGUAACCGCUGGCGUCUAGUGACAGAUAAGCCUGUGCGAGGCUCACGGAACUUUGGUCGUGUGAACGACACGAGUGUACAUCUCCCUCGGAUCCGCCGGAAAAAUUGGAGGAUAAUUAUUGCCGAAUACAUAAAAAAUGAGUUCAAGUGCAUGUUACAAAUGUAACCGCAUGGGCCACUUUGCGCGGGAGUGCCCACAAGGAGGCGGAGGUGGAGGUAGAGGAGACCGCGGCCGUGACAGAGAUGGUGGUUUCGGCCGUGGGCGUGAAAAAUGCUUCAAGUGCAACCAAUUCGGACACUUUGCGCGCGAGUGCAAAGAGGAUCAGGAUCUUUGCUACCGCUGCAAUGGUGUCGGGCACAUUGCGAAAGACUGUCAGCAGGGGCCGGAGCUGAGUUGUUACAAUUGCAACAAGACUGGUCACAUGGCGCGCAGCUGCCCGGAGGGCGGCAACGAGUCCGGACGCUUUGCCAUGCAAAGCUGCUAUAACUGCAACAAGACGGGUCAUAUCGCUCGCAACUGCACCGAGGCUGGUGGCAAGACUUGCUACAUCUGCGGCAAGACCGGUCACAUAAGCCGUGAGUGCGACCAGGACGAGAGGAAGUAGGAGAUAACCGAAAUCCGUGCCGCUCGCUUCACGAUAACGAUAAGCUGUUUACCGUCACGCGCGUCGCUACCGAGUAUUAUAACUAGGUAGGGAUGUGCAGACGUAUGUCUCGUUGACGCGUACAAUGUGCGGAUGGCGUGUGUCGACGCCGUCGCCGUCGUCGUCUCUCCUUACAGCCGCUGUAAUCUCCUCUCAGCCGCUGUCGUCGUCGACGUUGCCGACGCCGGCACUCAUCCUCGUCGUCGUCGUAGUCGUUCGGAUUUCCAUCUCUCCAUGCUCCCUACUCCCGGAGGCCAUCCAAGCCCUCCUCCCCUUAUCCCCAAUCUCCUUACCUUCUCUACCCACCGUUGUUCUCUUCGCAAGGGUUUUUCUUUUUUCUUAACGAUGUCUUUAAGUUUUUAUUGCUGUUACACUGACACACACACACACACACACACACAUACACAAGCCACACAUACAUGCGACAUAACAUAUGAUUACUUUGGCUGCGUUCAGAAAACACAACAGUCGAGCGAGCGUUUAUUGGGGAUACACUGGAUAUAUCGGAUUUACCAUAGAGCCAAACGAAUGCCUCAGUCAAAGAGGGAGGCUGAUCAAUCACUCGACGGUCAAGACCGUUCCAGUCGAAUAUUGUGUUUUCUGAAUGCACUCAUUAGUGAGCCCAUGGCACACGGUACGUGUGCUCUCGUGCUGGAUCGCGCGUGCGACGUGGUAAAAUACUAGAAACGAGCGAGAACAGACUUCAGUCGCGAAAUUGAGGAGAGUAAAAUUUGUCGCGAAGAAGCAGUCGCAGCAUUGACUAUAUGUGAUCACGACUAGUCGAUAUCCGACUAGAUCGGUGGUAAACAUGGUACAUAGGAAUGCUGCGUUCUCUGUGGGCUGAUUUCUAGGAAUUUACCGGCUCGCCCCAUCACACAGAGACACAAGCGCCGUGCGCCUUGAGCUUUACUCUCUUCUACUACAGAACAACAACGUGUGCGUGAGCGCAGGGUAACACGUCCGACGUUUUUACCAUGUUACACGUUCAUGGUAUAUAUACACACAAGCCACACAUACAGUCACCGCGCAUUAUAUACAUACACGUAUGUAAUAAUAUUAUAAACAUUCGAUUGAAUUAGAGUAGAGACAUGAGUCCUCUGUCCCCUGACUUUCGAACUGUCUCGUACGCGCAUUGUUUUCCGAUGCAAGAUGUAUGGAUACUCGGGAAGGAGCUACACGUGGUCUCGCGAAGUGUCGGCGUUUGUGCGCGCGCCAUCUCCUUCGUACAUGCACUCCCUCGGCGGCUCUCGCAUUUCUAAGACGCAAACAAAUUUUACAGAGACAGGUGACGGGUUAGUAGGUACAAAAAAAAAGAAAAAGAGAAAAAGAACGGACAGAUAUACCGGUGGUUUGCGUCCGUCGAGAGAGAGAGAGAGAGAGAGAGAGAGAAAGAGAGAGAGAGAGAGAGAGAGAGACGUCUCGCCAUUGACACAGGCACAGGCUCACGUCGCGACACUUUUCGCAUCCACGCAUCUUGUAUUUUCCGGUCCUCCCUCUCGAACUCUCUAGCCGACACUCACAAAGAAAAAAAAAAUAAAAGAGAAAAGGUAAUUUGGAAGCGAAAGCGGGAAUGGAAAGAGAAAGCGAGAACACAUGCCGGCCCUGAAUGCAUAAAAAUAAGAUUUAGUAACGCUAAUUUUUAAUGUGUAAGGAUGUAAUGAGGAUCUCGCCCGAGCUGUUACUACGUCAUAUUUUUUUUUCUUUGAGUUUCUUAUUUUCUUUUUCUUUUACUAUUUUACUUCUACCGGACUCGUCCGGCCCCGUCGUACGCGGACGGACGGACGGACGGACAAGAAAGCGAAACAUAGUUGUAGGAUUGUCAGUGUUUACGGGUUUAUAUACAGUUGUACUGGGUCUUGUGUAUCCCCCGACUUCUACGAAGUAGGGCGAAAGAGAGAGAAAAAAGAAACACGCGCUUUCUCCGGACACAAGGAGGGAAGGAAGCGUCGUGAUUUAUACCAGUAUAAUACGUUUGAAACAAAACGAUCGCUACAUCGAUAUGUAUGUAUAUAUACAUAUAAACACGGUGGUCUGUACAAGUUGGCACAUUUUGUACGUACAAUCAUAUAAUUGUUAAUAACGCGACUAUAGCUCAUAUAGUUCAUACCGUCGCCGGACUGUUGACGGACUUGAGAUGAGAGGUGCCCAUAACUGGACUGUACCAACCUUACUAUAUCCUUACAUGUUGCUGAAAAUACUUCGUUACUAGGUAUAUGUAUAUAUAUAUGCGCAUAUGUGUAUACAUAUAUUUAUGCAUAUGUGCAGGAGCUGUAUUUUGUACUGUAAAAAGCUAGCUAUACUCUGGUCGUUGCUGGUGACUAAUUCUGAUUAAUGCGAUAUUCUUUAUAUUCUACACGAGGAAUAUAUUUUUCAUGUAUAGAUACUACCACGCUACUCAUUGUGCGACCGAAUUUUGUUUUAUAUAUUUCUUGCUCGUGUGACUUAUACGUUGUAGGAGCAAAAUUUGUAGAUACGACUUAAAGAGAAAAAAGAGCGAGAAAAAGAAGAAGAAGAAGA